UACUGGGGUGUCGUGGGGCCCUGGGCUGUACCUGCGUAAGCGUUUCGGGGGGGUCACCGGUGUUUAUUUGGGCGAGGCGAUGCCCAGCCGGUAAUGAUUAACCCUGGGCUGAGCAGAGGACGAGGCCCCUCCUGCACCAGGGGACUCCGUGCCCACCCCGUGCCCCCCACCAGGCUCUGGAGCCCGUGGCUCAUCCCAGGCAGAUGCUGCUCCCACCCCUUCCCCGGGAUGCCCGGCUACCUUCGCGCCCCGUGCCCCCGCCCGCGGCUCUCUGCCCGUGGCACCGGGACGCUGCCGGCGGCGCCUCCCCGAGCCAGGGAGGCGCGACAGACCCAGCUUGGGGGGGCUGAUGCCGCGGGGGCCCCGUGGGCACGGUGGCACCCCUGUGCCAAGCGGGGCAGAACGACCCCCCCUGCCCGCAGCCGGGCGGGGCGGGGCCGCCCCACCUGCCCCAGGUGCUCCAUAAAGCUCCGGCCGCUGCCGCGCUGCCAGUUCCGGAUCCCUGCUGGACCGAGGCGUGUGCCAGCCACCGGCUAACGGGAGAGCAGCCGCUGCUGAGCCCCAGGAGGCGCCGGGACCCCCGGACAAGCCCCACAUGGCGUUCCCCGUCUUGCUGCUGCUGCUGGUGGUGGGCACAGGUACCCGUGCCACGACCACCGAGACAACCAUGGAGAUGGAAACUACCGAAACGACCACCGUGGAGAUGACCACGGAAACCACCAGCACCACCUGGCUGCCAAAUAUAUACCCCAAAAGCACACGGGGCAGCCGGCCCCAAACCUCCGUCAUCCCCUAUGCCACUGCAUUCCCUGGCACAAACACCACGAACUUCCAGUUUGGCAACCGCUCCAUGUCCAACGGCACCGUGGUGCCCGUCCACAGCAGCCCAGCCAUCCCCCAUGCCAAUGCCACCUCCAACAGCAGCAGCUGGGUGCCCCACUUUGGCACCAACGGCAGCUCUGCCACCCCCACCACCACGCACUUUGGCAGCGCCAAAGGCAACGGCAGCACCAGCGCUCAGGUCUUUCCCACCCAGAUAACGUCCGAGGGCAGCACGGCUCCUGGGCAGACCCCCACCCGGGGUGGUCCCAACCCCAGCAAAACCCCAGCUGGCAUCCAGCUGCUUGUCCGUGUCCCGCUGUCCUUCCGCAUCAUCAACAGGAGCUUCAACGAGAGCCUGCGAGACCCGGCAUCGGAGGAGUACAGGAGCCUGAGCCGCACUGUCCUGGCCAUGUUCGAACACGUCUUCGGCUGCACGGGCUGCAUGGGCACGCAGACCUACACCGGGUGCAGCGAGCUGCGCUACAGCCAAGGCUCGGUGGAGGUCCAGUCCACCCUCGUGUUUGGGAACGGAAGCGAUGCCGUCACUCCCGACGCUGCCGAGCAGCGCCUGAGGAAGAGCCUGGACCAGAAUGGCUUCAUCAUGGGCCUGCAGCUGGACAGCAUCCAGAGCUCCGCAGCAGUGACGUCCCCAGCUCCAGCGCCCGUGAUCCCGGACUGGGCCAUUGCUCUGUUGGUCCUGGUCAGCAUCCUGCUGCUGUUCACCAUGUUCACCUGCCUCCUGCUGAUGUCCACGUGCACCUGCCGCCGGAAAAGCCGCGGGAAGCUGGACCUGCUGAGCCAGAAGGACUCCUACCACCCCAUGGCCGAAUACCUGCAGUACCAGAGCCACGGGCGCUACGUGUCCCCCAGCAGCAAACCCAACCCCUACAGCCAGGUGAGAGCGCGGGGCUCCCCGGAGGGCAGGGCAGGUGACAGACAGAGAUGGCAGGGCAGGACACGGGUGUGCGGGGACACAGCCUCAGGAUACGUCAGGGAAGUGGCCGUGGAGAGGGUGCAGGUCUUCCUGUGCUGCCUCAGCCAAAUCCUGACACCCCCCCUCAUCUUUCCUGCCCCGAAGGUGGCCGGCGGCAGCACCACGAGGGCCGGCACCUUCACCUACACCAACCCCGCCGCCGGCUCCGACAACCUCUGA
This is a messenger RNA of Lonchura striata (white-rumped munia), 1975 nucleotides long. The record is from RefSeq and is a predicted model, not a curated record. Lineage: Eukaryota; Metazoa; Chordata; Aves; Passeriformes; Estrildidae.